CGACACCACGGCGCCGCAGUGAACUCAGCUGACAAUAACAGCCGUAAAACGCCUUUUGGUUUUGCACUUGUGUAAAUAUAAAUAAGCUGACUCAUUCACUUCUCUGAGCCCGCUUCUGUCACUGUGAUGGGAAUAAAAGGUCCUGCAAGUCUUUCUGAUCUCAUUAGAAUGACUAACAGCAGCUUCACAUUGGUGGAAAUGGGCUUCCAUACUAAUAAGACAAACAGGAAAUGAUUUCAGACAGUCUCAUUAAAACAGGACAGUCUAAACCUGAGCCGCAGAGGUGACGAUAUCCUGCAAUAACAUCCUACAUUUCCCACAAUGCAGCUGGAUAGCGUCUUUCAUUAGAGCCUCCCUGCUUCGUAAACGGCCGCGUCUUUAAACUCCACAGACUGUGUGUUAGACAUCUGCAGUCUCCGAGCCCAAGCUGAGGUCACUCUGAUGACAUCAUCGGGGUUAUUGUCUCCUCCAGAGCCGCAGAAGACGUUAAAAGUGUUUUACAGGCUGAAUUGGACUAAACGUGAUCAGUAGAUUGACCUGAGGUGUUGACAUUAUUUUGUCCACCGUCUCAAAGCGUCUUGUAUUCGCACCGUGCUGCACGUGCUCAGUCCGGGCUGACGUGCGUCGCCCUGAAUCGUCAGUGUCACGAGCCUUCGCAGCUCCCACUUCACGAAACAGGAUUUGAAAACAACACAGUCCAAGAUCUGAUCCAGAUCUUCCUCCACAGCCCGGCAGCUUCCUCUCCUCCCCGAUUAAAGGCCGCGUUAUUCGGGGAGUGAGGUUGGACUUGAUGCUGCGCAGCUCCACCGAGAAUCCAGCAGAACACGAGCUGCCGCUGAACGGACAGUAAAAGCUUCUGUGUUUACAGUCUUUAUUGGCAUUAAUGGUGAAAGGAAACUAACGGAAGCAGGACUCGCUCUAUUCUCAGAGUAAUGUGUCAUUACAUCCCACAUGAAGCAGAGUCUGAUCUGAGGAGGGUCACAGCAGCAGGAGACGUCAGGAGACUGAUGGGGAGACACUCCGGCGGAGCGUCCACUCUGCUAAUGAGAAUGAAUGAGGUGUUCCUCCUCCGGUACAUAUAAACUGCUGCUGCCUGGUGACUGACGGAGGACACGCAGCUGAGGGGGUGGUGUGAGCGCAGACAGCAGGUCCAGGAGCAGCAGGUCCAGCAGACAGCAGGUCCAGCAGCAGCAGGUCCAGCAGACAGCAGGUCCAGGAGCAGCAGGUCCAGGAGCAACAGGUCCAGGAGCAGAAACAUGGGACGAACACCUGAACCUGACCUCAACACCUCCAUCUGCCUCCGCCCCUGCGUUAACGCCUCCUGUCAGCCUCCAAUCAGAGCAGCGUGUCCGUACAGCACGGCUCAGCUGGUCCUCAUCGUCAUGGUAACCGCCUCCCUCAGCGUCGUCACCGUCCUGGGUAACACGCUGGUGAUCCUGUCCAUCAAAGUGAACCGUAACCUUCGGACCGUCAACAACUACUUCCUGUUGAGCCUGGCGGUGGCCGACCUGAUCAUCGGACUGCUCUCCAUGAACCUGUACACGCUCUACCUGCUGCGGGGCCGCUGGCCCCUGGGGGCCGCGGUCUGCGACAUGUGGCUCGUUGUGGACCACGUGGUGAGCAACGCCUCUGUCAUGAACCUGCUGAUCAUCAGUUUGGAUCGGUACCUCUGUAUGACGCGGCCACUCAGCUACCCGGUGCGGCGGACGGGCAGGAUGGCCGGUCUGAUGAUCGGAGCCGCCUGGCUGCUGUCCUUCGUCCUCUGGGCCCCCGCCAUCCUCUGCUGGCAGACUGUCGGGGGCAAACGUGUCGUCCCUGAAGGAGAGUGUUACACCCAGUUCCUCGCCAGCCCUGCUGUCACUUUGGGGACGACGCUUCCUUCUUUUUACCUGCCGGCGCUCGUCAUGAUUGGCCUCUACAGCCGCCUGUCCGCCGCCAGCCGCAGUCGACUGAGCGCGCUCGGUUCAGAGCGAGGCAUGCUCAGGGCGUCCAGUCUGUCCAUAAAAGACUUCACCCAGCUCCGUUGUUUCAAGAUGACCAGUGACCCAGGCUCAGACCUGUCUCUGAACCAAUCGGAGUCCAGCACUCCGAAGCCCAGAAGGAGCCGGAAAGUGUCCAGAAGUCCUGGUGACACAUCCGAGCCGGCAGACGUCUCUCUGUCUCCUCAGCAGUGUCGCCCUCGGAUCGCUGCCCGCCACGCCAGGGACGAAGACUACAACAAGAUCGAAAACGACUCCUCGUCCAACACCGACCUCCACAGGACUGCCUCGGCAGCUUUCUCCGCCUAUCCCAACUUCGAGUCUCAGACGAGGCGGAGGCGUCGAGUGAUGGCGAGGGAGAGGAGGGUCACCAAGACCAUCCUGGCCAUCCUGCUGGCCUUCAUCCUCACCUGGAUGCCCUACAACAUCAUGGCCGUCAUCGCCGCCUUCUGUCACGUCUGCAUCCCCGGCGUCCUAUGGACCACGGGAUACUGGCUCUGUUACAUCAACAGCGCCAUCAACCCCGGCUGCUACGCUCUGUGUAACGUCACCUUCAGAAAAACCUUCUGCAGCCUGCUGCGCUGCCACAACAGGAAGCUGUGAUGAGACUGACUGCUCUGUUGAUUUGUUAGAACAUUUGGUCCUUUGGUCACCUGACACGAUACGAGAUGUGACCAUGUUUCAUGCAGACUGAGAAUUUAUUUCUGACAUACUUUAUUUCUUUAAUUUUCAAAGAUUUCUUUUAAUGAUCUCUUCGAUGUUCCUCAACACAGACACAGAGGAGUCUUCUCGAUAAUUUACCGAUACUAUAAGUUUAUGUUCUGCUGGUCUAAAUAAUACAAUACCCAUGAGCCUCAGCUGGCAUUGCUAUGAAGAGGAAGUCAGUUGUGAAUCAGAGUUGUAACUUUGUUGAAUCAAUUGGGAACAAUACGCUGCUGAACUGAUCCAAAACUGACCCAGAAUCCAAAAGUAAAACUAUAUAAAUUUAUCUCAACACUGUAAUCUCACAGGGUUUUAAUCUUUGUGAUUGGAUAUUUGUUGCUGAAAAGCACCUUGGGAGUCGUAGUUAACUUCUCUCCUUCAGUUUUCAUGUCCACAGGCUUCUUGUACCUUUUGACUUUUUAUCAAAGAACCAGAUAUUUUCUUGUCUCGUCUUCUGUUACUGCAGGAACACAUCGUCUCCCAUUUCAAAAUUAUUGAAUUCACAAACUUAUGAUUUUGCUCGGUCUGUCAGUCCAACACUUUGGUUGAGAGUAAAAUAUUUCUAUUAGCUGGAUUGUCAUUUGACACAGACACUCUUUAAUAAUCCUCUGACUUUUCAUUUAGCACCAGUUUCAUACGUGCUGAUGUUACAAAUAUAAUAACCAGAAUGAUUCUGUGCUCUUAACUUCGGGACUCCCUAAAAACUUGGUAUUUGUGUGCUGAUGCGCGUUUUUGUCGGCUCACGUUGGGUUGUUUCGUCACUUUUUGGACAAGCUAGCAAAACCGUAACCUAAGAAGUUGUUUAUUAACCUAAUCUUUGCCUCCAUAUUAAACCUACAGGGGACCUCACUCAUAACUGUAACUUCAAACAGAGAUGAUUUUUUAUUUUUUGUGAUCUUCGAUUUAUGAAGAUACACUUAGAUUUUAACGUUGGACUUCCCUGCAGACUUUUACCUGACUGUUGAUAAAUUCUCAAAUUGACCAUCAUAACGUUAUAUAUUGCUAAAAUAUAUUGACAUUUAGAUGGACUAAAUUAUGUCCAACAACAGUUUCCGCAAAUCCAGGGUAGCUGAAGUUAACUGGAUACCGGACCCUAUUCAAUCCAAUGAGAAUUGCUCACCUGGCGCAUAUGUCAAAAACGUUAUCUAGCUUUGUACAAAUCUCGCGAGAGUUCCGCAAAUCCAGAGCUACCAUCUACCGCUGCUGAAGUACAGUCAUGGCUACAGUAUCCACGGUCCAGAGUUGACUGAUUCUGGUCUGGUAUCAUGACAUGAAACAGCGUUUUCUCGGUUAAAAAAAGCGAUUAUCCUAUGAGCGGGGGGACUCACAAUUAGCCAGUCGCUGCCACGGGCAGACUGACGCUGUUGUCAAGCGUUGCGCCGGACCCAAGGAGGAUUAAUAAUGACAAUGGCGAACGCUAUAAGAUAGACGCCCAACAUCGUAGUUUGUUUGUUGUUGGCUAUGCAUCAGUGUCGAUGUUCAUAAGAUUCAGGUGGAUACGUUGGUCUCUAUUGAUUGGUUAGGUAAAAUCGAAUCCCCCUCCCCAUGGAAAUCGGUUAGAGUGGAGGCAAUUGUUGCUUUCGAAUGGGGUCGUGUUUACCGUGUUCACGAGAAGAACGCCCCCCUCUUGUGGUAUUCACGACCUCGUAAGUGGAAACUUUGUGAAAGCUGUGAGUUUGCGAGUUGUGACGUGUUUGAUAACAUUUUCAGAAGUGGCGGAAGCCAUGGAAGUACAUUUUUUGGUGGAUGGUAAGUUAAUAUAUUGUAAUUCUUCGUAAAUCUCAUUUCUUGUUCCUCGGCAUGGCGUUGAAAUACAAAGGCAACAUUUCUUGGUGCUGUCGGUUGAUGUUUUGGGACACUGUUCAUUUGUCUCUACCUGUACAGCUAAGUUUGUAGUCUGUGUUAGCAUUAUCACUGCUACUAGCUACCGUUUCUCACUGGAGCAUGUGUCAUGUUAGCUAGCCAGAGCUGCCAGAUGUCUAUCGAAGGUGGCGUGUGGUCAAAAAUAAAAGGUUUCUAGCAAGUUGCUUAAUUUCUAAAUACUGAAAAUGUCCAUAUAUAAGCUGUCAUGACAUUGUGGUGAUGUGUUUAAUACCCUCCCUGCUGCGCAUGCAUACUUGAGUGUUUGUAAAUGUAUGUUCUAUAUAGACGACUUUCCAGUUUACACUCAGAAUUGUUGACACUCAAAUAAAAUGGCGGACAGUAAAACUAGUGCACUAUAUUGUCAAUAGGGAGUGACGUUGAACACAGAGGUCUGGAACCAGGCUAAUGCUAAACGUACGCAUGUUAACGUGUCAACAACUGCUGUCGUGCUUAAAGCUAACAUGCUAUAAGCAUGCUAACAUGCCCAAUCUCUAGUUUAUGCUGAUUAGUUCCUUAUUGUGGGAGUGGUAUCUUAGAUAUUUAUAGCGUUUUGAUACUAGCUAGCUAUUCACAGCAGGUCACUUAUAUUUGGAUACAUUUUUAAGGACUUGCUUACUGAUGUAAUUUAUGGGUGUUCAUUUAUUUACCUUUCCUCUUUUCUAAUAUUGUAUAAGUGCCUAAAUGCAGUUUUUUGUCCCCUCCCUAUUUUCCCAGCCCGUGCUGAAUGAGUGGGAGGUUAUUUAAGAGAAUGUGAGACGCAUGUGGCGUCCGAACAUUAGUCAUUUAAUAAAGUUGGUGGCCUUAAGUCCGUGUGCUCCAGUAUACUUUGCAUCUUACCUCUGAAGUCUCUACUGAUGUGAAGUUCUGACUGUCAGCAUGUUAAUAUCUGGUAGUUAACAUACAGGUCAGAAAGAGUUCUCAAGCAUUAGAUGCACAUUUAUAAAUGUGUUGAAGACUAUUUUUUUGUCCUUUAGCACGUUUAUUGUCACGUGUUUGUGUCAUGCGCACAUUAAUGAACAGACUCGACACCAAACUCUUCUCCAAAACAAUGUACAGUAUUUAAUUUGUUCAUUUAUACAAGUCUCAUCUUGCAACAUCAUUAAUCUAUAGUUCAAAAAUAUAUUUUAUAGAGGGUUUUGCCAGUACAGAUCCAUCCAAGCCUUUCUAAUUUUUGUUUCCAUAUCUUAAAGGUGAUUCUAAACUCGUGUAAAAACAGAACUCUUUAUAAUCCAGCGACUGACGUCCCGGAUCAUCGAGGAGACCGGAUCAGAACAUUAAUUUA
Molecule: messenger RNA, 5826 nt
Organism: Siniperca chuatsi (mandarin fish)
Lineage: Eukaryota; Metazoa; Chordata; Actinopteri; Centrarchiformes; Sinipercidae
Gene: chrm4b
Product: cholinergic receptor, muscarinic 4b
Exons: 2
Coding region: 1257-2582 (441 amino acids)
Biological process (GO): adenylate cyclase-activating adrenergic receptor signaling pathway
Cellular component (GO): plasma membrane
Molecular function (GO): G protein-coupled acetylcholine receptor activity
Source: RefSeq, a predicted model, not a curated record